AUUUUGAAAGGGUUUUUCCUGCGUCUGCAGGAAGUUUCCAGCUUCAGAUUUAACAUCACGUCAAGGACAGUUCCGAUUUCUUAUUCAUAACCAGCUUUAGGUUUAUUGACACAGUUAGUAACCAGAUUGCAACAUGCGAAGUGCGUAUCUCCUCCUGGUACCCACACUCCUGCUCCUCCUGGCCCUUCCUGCCUCAAGAGGACGUUACAAUGACGACUUUGACGACGGGGAGGACCUGGCGGACUUCGAUGACAACGACUUUGCUGAGUUUGAGGACACGAAUGACGAUUUAACCGCUGAGACAGAGACAGCCCCGCCGCCACGUGUCUCAUCACCUUCAUCGCAGCCUGAAGAGGACGAAGAUGAAGCCACUGUGGAGCUAGAAGAUGGUCAAGAUGGUUUUGAGGACUCCGAGACUCAAGAUCAAGAUAUGUACAGCAAAUAUGACCAGGAGGAGUUUGAGGGAAUUGGAGACAUGGAGAAGACGAGCCACUCCAUGAAGGACCCCCUCAUAAUCCACACGGUCCCUGCACAUCUUCAGAACAGCUGGGAAAGUUACUACAUGGAGAUCCUGAUGGUGACAGGGUUACUGUCCUACAUCAUGAACUACAUCAUAGGCAAGAACAAGAACAGCCGGCUUGCUCAGGCCUGGUUUAACUCCCAUAGAGAACUUCUAGAGAGUAACUUUGCACUCGUGGGUGAUGAUGGCACCAGUAAAGAACCUGUGAGCACUGGGAAGCUGAACCAGGAGAACGAACACAUCUAUAACCUGUGGUGCUCUGGGCGUGUGUGCUGUGAAGGCAUGCUGAUUCAACUCAAGUUCUUGAAGAGGCAGGACCUUCUGAACACUGUGACCAGGAUGAUGAGGCCUGCCAGUGACCAAGUGCAAAUCAAAGUGACUCUUAAUGAUGAGGACAUGGACACUUUCGUCUUUGCUGUGGGUUCCAAGAAGGCCAUGGCUCGGCUGCAGAAGGAGAUGCAGGACUUGAGUGAGUUCUGCAACGACAAGCCAAAGUCGGGAGCAAAAUAUGGGCUUCCAGACUCUAUGGCAAUCCUGAGUGAGAUGGGUGAAGUCACAGAUGGUGUGAUGGAUAACAAGAUGGUACACUACAUUACCAACCAUGCUGACAAGAUCGAGUCGAUCCAUUUCUCGGAUCAGUUUUCUGGUCCAAAAAUUAUGCAAGAGGAGGGUCAGCCGUUAAAGUUGCCUGAGACCAAGAAAACGCUACUGUUUACAUUUAAUGUGCCUGGCUAUGGCAAUACAUCUCCCAAAGACAUGGACUCCCUGCUUCCUCUCACGAACAUGGUGAUCUACAGCAUCGAUAAAGUCAAAAAGCUCCGGCUGAACAGAGAGGGCAAGCAAAAAGCAGACAGAAACCGGGCUCGUGUGGAGGAGAACUUCUUGAAGCAGACCCACGCUCAGCGUCAGGAAGCAGCCCAGACACGCAGAGAGGAGAAGAAGAGGGCUGAGAAGGAGAGGAUCAUGAAUGAAGAGGAUCCUGAGAGACAACGUCGUCUGGAGGAAGCAGCACAGCGGCGUGAGCAGAAGAAGAUUGAGAAGAAGCAGAUGAAGAUGAAGCAGAUCAAAGUGAAAGCCAUGUGAAAUAUCACCAGGAGAAAAAACAUUCAAGCACAUGUUGAAAUCAGUGCUCUACUCAGUUUUCUUCUGCUUCAGCUCGGUGGUUGCCAGAAAUCUCCCAACAGACUUCCUGCCUCUCUGGUUGUGUCAGGCUUAGCUGUUUGUAUCACCUGCUGCUCCAUUUGAUGUGUUUGAAACCUAAAAACUGGGUAAACUCAUCAUCAUUCACCAUUAAGUCAGGUUUUCCUUUUUUUUUUUUUUUUUUUACAUUUAUCAACUGUUUGCCUGAAAAACAUAAAGCUUAAUGAUUGUUUUUAAACUUAAGUCGCUGGUAAGGAGGACACUAUUUGGUGGUAUUGUGCCACGUUUUUUAAGAACUGAAACCAUUGCUGUGAUGUCAUUGGGAAUAUAUUAGCAUUAUUGUAAUCUUUAAAUGACAAUGUCAAGGAAAUGUUUAAUAUAUAUGUGGAAUAGGUUUCUGUCAGGCUGUUUCUAAUGGUUAUCUGAGCAAACAAUAAAUGCACUGAAGUCUUUAAUAUUAA
Messenger RNA from Girardinichthys multiradiatus, 2121 nucleotides. Its product is annotated as PAT complex subunit CCDC47. Gene Ontology annotation, biological process: endoplasmic reticulum calcium ion homeostasis. Gene Ontology annotation, cellular component: endoplasmic reticulum. NCBI's taxonomy places the organism in Eukaryota, Metazoa, Chordata, Actinopteri, Cyprinodontiformes, Goodeidae. The transcript has 13 exons. Gene Ontology annotation, molecular function: calcium ion binding. Bases 134 to 1603 code for a protein of 489 amino acids. The record is from RefSeq and is a predicted model, not a curated record.